Archocentrus centrarchus (flier cichlid) is the source of this 3034-nucleotide messenger RNA. RefSeq names its product ectonucleoside triphosphate diphosphohydrolase 4 (gene entpd4). The record is from RefSeq and is a predicted model, not a curated record. Lineage: Eukaryota; Metazoa; Chordata; Actinopteri; Cichliformes; Cichlidae. Gene Ontology annotation, cellular component: membrane; Golgi apparatus. Gene Ontology annotation, biological process: CTP metabolic process; UDP catabolic process. Gene Ontology annotation, molecular function: GDP phosphatase activity; UDP phosphatase activity; ribonucleoside triphosphate phosphatase activity. Bases 255 to 2114 code for a protein of 619 amino acids. The transcript has 13 exons.
CCACGUCUCGACUACCACGUCACUCGCCGGAGUCUUUCUCGUUGCUUGACGUUAGUUAGCCAGAGGUUAGCAUCUGGCUAUUGAGAAAUGCCACAUUUUCCAGAAAAGGGGGGAUUUUCACAUCUUUGCUCCAUUGCUCUCUAAAAGGUCAUGAUGGUAAAUGAAGACAACAGGACGUGUGGAACAAGGCAGAUGUCCCUCUUCCGGUUUCAUAUUUAUAGUAAUAAGUAAAGCAACAAGUAGAAGAAAUCGCCAUGAUGGGAAGGAUCAGCUUUUCGUGCCUUUUCCCAGCCUCCUGGCAUUUCAGCCUCUCGUCCCAGGUUCUUCCUCGGCUUGUGAUACCAUCCAUCAGACAGCUGCUCUUCAUCAGUCUAGUGGUCUGCCUCAUAGGGCUGCUCUACCUACUGCUUGUUGCUGGAAAGGGGCACGUCAGCUGGAUCACAAAGGAAACUCACUUCCACAGGCACUUAGCGAGAGUCACUGAUAUUGAUGCAACAGAUACAACCAACCCCAACUUGAACUACGGCCUGGUUGUGGACUGUGGCAGCAGUGGCUCCAGGGUAUUCGUGUACUGCUGGCCCCGGCACAACGGUAAUCCCCAUGAACUGCUAGACAUCCGGCAAAUGCGAGAUCAGCACCGCAAGCCAGUGGUCAUGAAGAUCAAGCCAGGUAUCUCCAAAUUGGCUAAAACACCGGAGAAAGCCAGUGAUUAUAUAUACCCUCUGCUAAGCUUUGCUGCACAACACAUCCCCAAACAUAAGCACCAAGAAACACCCUUGUAUGUCCUUUGCACAGCUGGAAUGAGAAUCCUACCUGAGAGCCAACAGGAAGCGCUUCUUGAGGAUCUGCGCACAGAUAUUCCAGUGCACUUCAACUUCCUCUUCUCGGAUUCUCACGUGGAAGUGAUUUCUGGAAAACAAGAAGGUGUCUAUGCUUGGAUUGGAAUAAACUUUGUCCUUGGAAGGUUUAAUCAUGAGCACAAUGACGGGGAAGCUGUAGUGGAGGUACAUGUACCAGGCAACGACCAGCAGGAGACUCUGAUGAGGAAAAGGACCGCUGGUGUCCUGGACAUGGGUGGUGUCUCCACACAGAUUGCGUACGAAGUGCCCAAAACUGUAAGCUUUGCUUCUCCACAGCAGGAGGAAGUCGCCAAGAACUUACUGGCCGAGUUUAACUUGGGGUGUGACGCACAUCACACAGAGCAUGUUUAUCGUGUUUAUGUGUCCACCUUCCUGGGUUAUGGAGGAAAUGCAGCACGCCAAAGAUACGAGGAGAAACUCAUCAGAAAUACUGCCACUCGAAACAAGCUCUUAGGUCAGCAUAUUGGUGAAACAAUAGAGUCUCCUCUCCUGGAUCCUUGUCUACCCGCUGACCUGCAGGAUGAGAUCGGUCCACCUACGCAGCGGCUCUAUCUGCGAGGCACGGGAGACUUUGACCAGUGUAGGCAAAUUCUCCAGCCAUUCCUCAACCGCACCAAUGACACCCAAACCUCCCUCAGUGGCGUCUACCAGCCGACAAUUGACUACAGCAGCAGUCAGUUCUAUGGCUUUUCUGAGUUCUACUACUGCACAGAGGAUGUGCUCCGCAUGGGUGGGGAUUAUAAUGCUUCAAAGUAUGCCCAGGCUGCCAAGAGUUACUGUGCCACCCAGUGGAAGACUCUGAGGGAACGCUUUGACUCUGGCUUAUUUGCCUCUCAUGCAGAUCUCCACAGACUGAAGUACCAGUGUUUUAAAUCGGCAUGGAUGUAUGAAGUAUUGCACACAGGCUUCUCUUUCCCAUCCAGUUAUAAAAACCUAAAGACUGCUUUAUUGGUCUACGAUAAGGAGGUCCAGUGGACUCUUGGAGCUAUACUUUACAGAACACGGUUUCUGCCUUUAAGGGACAUCCAGCAGGAAAGCCUGAAAGGAGCACACUCUCACUGGCGGCACAGCUUUUCCUUUGUCAACAAUCACUACUUAUUCAUAGCUUGCAUCUUCAUCGUUUUGUUUUCUAUUAUACUGUACUUACGGCGACUCCGCCGCAUUCAUCGGCGCGCAGCACAGCGCUGCACCCCCUCCUCUGUACCGUGGCUGGAAGAGGGCCUCAGCUCGCCAACACUCCCCAUCAACCUCUAAAAUUUGUAGAGCGUAAAGUCUGGGCAGCAUGUCUGUUUUCCAAAGCCAAUCUUCACUCCUUUUCUCUCUGAAGCCAUCUCCUUUGUCAGUGACUCUUUGAAGGCUGCUCCCCUUUAUGCGUUUUUGAUAGAUGGUACAAAUAAGCAACAUUUUGCAUGAAUCUGUAGGCUUGCCUGAGAAAAUACUUGUAAUUAAGUUACAAAUUCAUAUUGUUGCCUGUCUACUUUGGGCAAUUCCAAAGUGUCUUUAAUUUAUUUCCAAAAACAAAUGGUACUUUCUCUCUAGGUUAUCCAUAGCUUAAACAUUUUGUAGUUUAAAUUUUUAAUUUCACAAAGUUUGACGAAUAAACUACGAUGGAAUUUUUUUUUUUUCCAAUUUUGUAUUUGUGUGGGUGCUUGCCCUGCUGUAUUCAUUUUCUUUGUGCAUGUUCUCAUCUUUUUUUGUUGUUGUUGUUAAAGUUGUUAGAUAAAGUAAGCACUCUGUUUCUACGGAAACCUCAAAUGCAAUAUGAUUUAUAAUUAGUAGAAAGAGAAUCUUGCACUGCAGUUAAGGCGCAUGUCCCAGUAGGAAUAGUCUUUUUGUGUGUGUGUGCGCGUGCGUGUGCGUGCGUGUGUGCAUCCAAAACUGACAAGUAGCCUCGAAAAGCUAUACUAGUGCAAUACAUGUCUUAUUACUGUUGGGAAAUCCUCCAAAACCCAUCUACCCUUUGGUCUAGAUUUUCAGUCUCUCCGAAGGCCCUGCUGAAAGACUUGCGUUUGGAUAUCUGGCUGUUAGCUUGGAUACAGUUUCAUAUUUUUAUGUUGGGCUUCAUUUUCAGAAGCUGUCAUAUCACUGCUGUGGGGGGGGGGCGGGGGUCUUGUAAACAAGAGCACAUGCCCCGUGUUUUCACAAAUGAAUGUGAAAUAAAUGUUGUAACACUG